Molecule: messenger RNA, 873 nt
Organism: Menidia menidia (Atlantic silverside)
Lineage: Eukaryota; Metazoa; Chordata; Actinopteri; Atheriniformes; Atherinopsidae
Source: the annotation of a GenBank genome assembly
UUGUCCCAGGUCAAGCACGUUGUGCUGGUUCUGUCUGGGAAAGGAGGCGUGGGGAAGAGCACCAUCACCACUGAGCUGGCUCUGGCUCUGAGGCACUCCGGCAAGAAGGUGAGCGGCCACAGCCUCUGUGGGCUCGCCCUCUGUUUCCCUCCCUGCCUCAGGCAGAGCCAGCGGUUAACAACCCUCUGUGGCCCACAGGUGGGGGUCCUGGAUGUGGACCUGUGUGGGCCCAGUAUCCCCCGCAUGCUGAGCGUGGGCCGGCCGGACGUCCACCAGUGUGACUCAGGGUGGGUCCCGGUCUACACCGACGCCCAGAAGACUCUGGCCCUGAUGUCCAUCGGUUUUCUACUGGACGACCCGGACGACGCAGUAGUGUGGAGGGGGCCCAAGAAAACAGCUUUAAUCGGGCAGUUUGUGUCAGACGUGGCGUGGGGGGAGCUGGACGUGCUGCUGGUGGACACGCCUCCGGGGACGUCAGACGAGCAUUUGGCCGUGCUGGAAAACCUAAAAAAACAUCGAGUGGAUGGAGCCAUCUUGGUCACCACACCUCAGGCAGUCUCGACGGGGGACGUGAGGAGAGAAAUCACUUUCUGUAAGAGGACCGGUGUUCGGAUACUGGGCAUCGUGGAGAACAUGAGCGGCUUCGUGUGCCCACACUGCUCUGAAUGCAGCAAUAUAUUCUCGAAGGGCGGCGGAGAGGAGCUGGCUAAACUGACCGGAUCGGAGUUCCUGGGCUGUGUGCCCUUGGAUCCUCUGCUCAGUGCCAGCAUAGAGGAGGGCAAAGACUUCACACAGUCAUUUCCUGACAGCGCAACCUUCAGUGCCAUCAGCAGCAUCUUGCACACGCUGCUCAAAAGCCUGGAGACAGACUGA